ACGUCUCAUUGUAUAAUGUAUAACGCAAAACGUCUAUAGAUCGAAAGAAUGGGUACAACUUUCCAGGCGCGAAGAUCUGCGAAAUAAAAAUACCGAAUACUUGUACAAGAAUUGUCAGUUAUGCUCCAAACACUUCGAAGACUGCAUGUUUACUAAUAGUCAAAAAAGGCGAUUAAAUCCUGCAGCAAAGCCCACGAUUUUCGACAUUCCAAACAAACCACCAACUGUAGGUCAAAAGCGACGAAUUCUACGAAGGACAACCACCGAUAUUGCCACUAAAGCCAAGAGACAGAAGCUGAUAAGAAAAUCGAAAGCAACUGAAGUUCAAGAAAGUGUUUGUGAUAGCCCCGAUCAAGAAUUAAUGGAAACUGACGAUACAACGGAAAAGCAAGGGCACCAAGAAAAUUUGUCACGAACAAGAACAUUAGAUUUCUGUUGUCAAACCAGCACUAGCCUCACCAACAAUACACCAAGGAAAAAAAAGCAAAAAAUGGUGAUCAGAUCUAAACAAGAAAAAAUCAGAAGAUUGAACACAAAAUUGAACAAGAUACUGAAGAACAAGGCAACACAUCAACAAGUACUAGAAAAUGCUCUCGAGAAACUGCCUGAUCAUUUGGCAAAUUUUGUAAGAACACAGAUAAAGUUACAUACAGCCAAGAAAAAAGGAAGACGAUAUUCACCUGAAAUGAAAUCCAUGGCAAUUUCUUUGUACCAUUCAAGUGGGAAAGCAUAUCGGCUGUUGUCGAAACUGUUUAUUUUACCAAGCAAGACCUCUCUUCGAAAUUACAUAUCUAGAGUACCAACAGAAACAGGGAUAUCACAGGCCACAGUCAAUACUCUACAGCAGAAAGUUUCUCAGAUGGAUCCAAUGGAAAGGUUGUGCACUCUUUGUAUGGAUGAAAUUUCAUUAAAGUGCCAUCUACAAUACAGCAUUCCCAAAGAUAAAGUCCUUGGUUUAGAAGAUUUUGGUUCUGGAUUCCGAACAAACAAGGUGGCAACUACUGCAAUGGUUCUAUUGACAAGAAGUAUUUCUGGUAGGUGAAACAGCCUCUUGGUUAUGUGCUUGCCAAUGGAGGAUGCCCAACUGAAAUUUUGGAAGAUGUUCUUAAAGAGGCCCUAGACAAAUUGGAGCAAAUUGGUCUAAAUGUAGUGGUGGUAAUAUCCGACAUGGGUUCCAAUUUUCAUAGUUCUGCCAACCGUUUGGAAGUAACCCCUGACAAACCGUGGUUUACUUAUAACAAAAGAACUUAC
Molecule: messenger RNA, 1251 nt
Organism: Xenia sp. Carnegie-2017
Lineage: Eukaryota; Metazoa; Cnidaria; Anthozoa; Malacalcyonacea; Xeniidae
Exons: 5
Coding region: 146-1042 (298 amino acids)
Source: RefSeq, a predicted model, not a curated record